AUGCCACAGCGGCCAAGACCUUUUCGGGACAGCGUGGUCUGUGCCUCCACGGCAAUUUACGUCAGUUCCACGGGAGUCGUGGAUCAUGACCAAAAGACGGUGGCCUUCCCCCGUGCAAGCGAAAUCGUCCGGAUGCGUGGACGCAAUGCGAAGGCAGAGCUCUCGUUCCCUCACAUUGGAGUGACGCAGAAGACCCCGGAGUCCCUCACCAGCGUGAUGCUCAAAGAGCCCCACAACCCUCGUUUCUCCCGGCAAAUAGAAGAGAAGCUGCCGCCCAUCUACAAAGCCCGGGAGAAGCAAGCGACCCACAACAACUUCCCCUUCUCCGUACACGACAACCGGCACAGCCUCCGGAGUUCCGGAUUCUACGUUGACUCCGGCCUGGGACGUAGGAAGGUCGCCCCGGAAAAAAGGCAACACGUUUCGAGAAAUUUCAAUCUCUGGGCGUGCGACUUUGUCCCAUCUUAUCUGGAUGGCUUUUCCAAUAACCAGAUAUCGUACGUCUGCCCGGAAGCGGUGGUGGUCCCGCUUUUCAGGCGCUUCCCACGACAGUACAGCGAGGUCUGGGGCACUUGGAAGUUUAUCCCUGAGCAGAGCUACACGGAGUUCUUGAAAAAGAAGCCGAAAGUCCGGUUCGCUAUUGACAAAAAGGCCGCCUCUUCGCUGGAGCCCUUGUGCCUCCAGAAGAGCCUUGAUGAGCUGAGUAAGGCGGGCAUGUCACUGGGCAUUCCGCCCAGCACUACCAGUUAACGCGAGGCUUGUCAGGGUUAGAGAGUGUGCGUGCCUGAACGCCAGGGCAGAGAGGCCAGUCUCCCACGGAGAGACCAGAAAGAGCCGAUUCUGUGACCACACCCCGCCUACUAAGUUCUACUUUUUUUUUUUUUUAAUGAGGUUGAAAAGCAUUCAAGCCCUUAUCCAA
Myotis brandtii (Brandt's bat) is the source of this 919-nucleotide messenger RNA. It is a transcript of the gene TEX36, whose product is annotated as testis expressed 36. NCBI's taxonomy places the organism in Eukaryota, Metazoa, Chordata, Mammalia, Chiroptera, Vespertilionidae. The coding region runs from base 1 to 750 and encodes 249 amino acids. The record is from RefSeq and is a predicted model, not a curated record. The transcript has 5 exons.